UAGGGCUUCGCCUGCCUCCGCCUCUCUCAGCUGGCUUGAAGGUUGUUGUUGUUGUUGCUAAAAGAUUAGUGGACCAGCUGGUUGCUCUCUGGCCCAAGCUACUAAGAUGGAAGAGGCACAGUCCCACCCCAGCGUAGUUUUCCUGAAUGUGGCCUCAAGUUAUGUACCCCAUACCAAAGUGGAGUGCCACUACAACCUGCCACCUGGCCUGAAGCCAUCCACCAGAGACUGGAUUGGGAUCUUUAAGGUGGAUGCUUCUUCAGUACGUGACUAUUAUACUUUUGUGUGGAGUAUAAUGCCAGAUGGUGGAGCUUCUGAAGGAACUCUUCAUUGCAGCGUCCAGUUCCAAGCCAGCUACUUACCUAAACCAGGACUCCAGCAAUAUCAGUUCUGGUAUGUGGAUCGCCAUGGGGAGGUGCGUGGUCAAAGUUCCCCUUUCCAGUUCAGCGAACCCCGUCCCAUGGAUGAGCUCGUCACUCUAGAGGAGGCCAGCGAGGAUGGUGGGGGGACUGACAUGCUGCUGGUAGUCCCCAAGGCCACUUUACUUGAGACUCAGCUGGAAGAGAGUCGUCAGGAACAAGGAGCCCUGUUGCGUGAGUCCUGCCGCCUGAAGGAAGAGGUUGAAGAACUGAGAAGCCGUGUGGCAGAGCUGGAGACAGUGCUCGGCUCCUUGCGUGAUGAGCACACCAAGCUGGCUGCACAAUAUAAGGAACUGUCAGCUUCUUAUGCAGAAAUCUCCAAGCAGAGAGACACUCUGAGCAUUCAAGAAACUGAGCACUUGGCCCGAAUCCAGGAACUGGAGGGUGAUAUCCACGCGAUGGGGGAGAAGAUGCUUCAGAGGGAGACGGAAUUGGACAGGGUGAAAGACAUAGUCAAGUCUCUGCUGAGGGAGCAGGAGCACAUCCACCAUCAGCUCAAGGAGGAGAAUGCUGAGAAAGAGCAGUACCAGGUCAAGCUGCAGGCUUCCAAGGAGGAGAGCCGUAGCCUGGCCUCCGACUUGCAAGAAGCCAAGACUCGUCAUGGUGAGAAAGUCUCCCAGGCUCUCAUGCUGCAGGAGGAUAUUCAGAAGUUGCAGCAGAAGCUGGCAGCAGCUAACCGCCGCACUGCACAGAUGGAGUCCUUGUGUGAACAGCUACGCACCACACAGGAUGUCCUUGCUGCCAGCCAGCAGAAAGUGGCACUGCUAGGGGAAGAGCUGGCCAGUGUGGCCUCCAUCCGAGAUCGCACCAUCUCUGAUCUCCACAAGAGCCGCCUUGAGGCAGCCGAGAUCAACAUCAAGCUUGCUGACAUGACCCUCAAGUGGAAAGAAGGCAAAGGCCAGUGGUGGAAGGAGAAAGCCAUACUGUUGCAGAACAUGGAGGCAGAGAAGGAUAAGAUCCUGAAGCUGAGUGCUGAGGUUCUGCGUCUUGAGAACAGCUUGCAAGAAGAGCGGGCACAGUGCCAGGUGUUGCGUAUGGAGCUGGCACAGGAACGGGAUGCCAGUCUGGUUCAGGUCUCUGAGAGCCGCCGGGAGCUGCGGGAACUACGGGCUGCCCUGCAGGUUGCCCAGAAGGAGAAGGAGCAGUUGCAGUCCGAAAAGCAGGAGUUGCUGGUGUACAUACGCCGCCUUGAAGAACGACUGGAGAAGGUAGCAGAUGAGAAAUGGAGUGAAUCAGUUCUGGUUGAUGAAGAGGAGACGGUUCUGGAUGCUCCUGGCUCCCUGGACUGCCCGCUGUCUGACUCUGAGGAUGAAUGCCCUGAGGACAUGCGCCUGCCUGCCCAGCUCAGUUCUUACAGCCUGUGUGACACCCGGGCAGCGACCACCACGCCACCCUGUGCCCAUGGGCCGUCUCACACAGUGGUGAUCAGCCAGCCUGCACCUCUUGCCAGUCAGAUCAAACAGCCACCUGAGGAUUCCAGUUCUGACUCGGAAGCAGAGGAUGAGAAGGCGGUUCUGAUGGCAGCUGCCCAGAGUGGUGGUGAGGAAACCAACCUCCUCCUUCCGGAGCUGGGCAGUGGCUUCUGUGAAGUGGCCAGUGGGCUGACAGGGCAGCAGAUGUCAGAACCAUCCGGAAUGGGCGCAUCUCCCUUGGACCUGCCCUCACCAGGCUUUUGGAAGGAGUGUCCCAUCUGUCACGAGCGCUUCCCACCCGAGAGUGACAAGGAAACUGUUGAUACGCAUGUUGACGGGCACUUCUUUUUUAGCACCCAUGACCCCUUUACUUUUGAAUAAGCUUCUUGUCUCCACCACCACUAUCACGUCCCCUGGUUUUCCCCUCUCUCAUUUCAGUGAGAUUCGGGCUGGUUCCUUCCCUCUCUUCUUGCUUCCGUAGAGGGUUUGUUAAGAUGAAUGAAUUAUCCAGCACAAUCCCAUCAUCUAGUUGGUGGCUGUAAAAAACGGUUGUCUUCCAGAGACUCUUUCCAAAGCAGAACAGUCAGAGCCAACUUCCACCAGGAGUUGCAUCCUCAGAGGUGGGAACUAGGUGAUACUAAGCUGUAGCAGGAUGGACCUCUCACCACCAUAGAGUAGUAGCUGUCCAGGGCAUUUGGUGCGAUCUGCUACAGACACCCACAAUCACUUUGCCUUCUUGUUUGCCUGCCAGUUUACCAGUGCUACCAAAUUCUUGAAAAUAUUUGUAUCUGCAAAACCCACCAAAUAUAUGUAGGUCCCCACUAUGCAUAUGCUGAGUAUGCGUUAUGGCUCCUAGGCCUUGCAAGGAAGUCAGCUGCUUCCACACUGCCCAGUGACCGUGUUCUCCUCACUACAGAAGGUCAUGAUACUCUGGCAUGUGCCCUCUGUAGACUUUGUAGAAAAUCAGGAGCAAUUGCAACUGAGAUAUGGUAGGCAGGCAAAUAGGUACAGGGAAGAAGAGUCUUCCGUUCCCUUAUCAGUGGCAGCUGUAUUGAGACGGAUGGGAGGGGAUGAGAGUUGUAUAUUAUUGGGUCUCCACCUAACCGUGCACUCCCGUAUUUGGUUCUCCUGUUACAAGGACCGCUUAUCCCUGGCCUACAGGUCCAAUAAGAUUCCUUGUGGCUGAUUUCAGCUGAGAUCCAACCACACCUGGGGCGUUAUCGACUCUGUACUCCUGCAAUAAACCAAAAGUCAGCAUUGAUGGAGAAGUUCAGAAAUUAAGGAAAUGGGUUCCUUGGUUAUAAACAGUAGGCUGAAUGUAUAUAUACAACGCAAGGGUUUGGAGAAAAGAAUGUGAGGGCAGAAAUGUCCAUGUUGGGAGGGUACUUCUCUCUUCUCAGCGUUGAAUGGAACAGGCCAGCCACAGAUGGAAGCUCUGCCCACCUAUUGUUUAACUCCUGAGUAUGUGAACAGAAAGAAAGCAAAUGAAAUGCAAA
Candoia aspera is the source of this 3327-nucleotide messenger RNA. RefSeq names its product calcium binding and coiled-coil domain 1 (gene CALCOCO1). Lineage: Eukaryota; Metazoa; Chordata; Lepidosauria; Squamata; Candoiidae. Gene Ontology annotation, biological process: positive regulation of transcription by RNA polymerase II. The transcript has 15 exons. The record is from RefSeq and is a predicted model, not a curated record. Gene Ontology annotation, molecular function: transcription coactivator activity. The coding region runs from base 107 to 2212 and encodes 701 amino acids.